This is a messenger RNA of Sphaerodactylus townsendi, 1682 nucleotides long. RefSeq names its product G protein-coupled receptor 4 (gene GPR4). Gene Ontology annotation, cellular component: membrane. Lineage: Eukaryota; Metazoa; Chordata; Lepidosauria; Squamata; Sphaerodactylidae. The transcript has 2 exons. Gene Ontology annotation, molecular function: G protein-coupled receptor activity. The record is from RefSeq and is a predicted model, not a curated record. Bases 472 to 1578 code for a protein of 368 amino acids. Gene Ontology annotation, biological process: G protein-coupled receptor signaling pathway.
GGCAAGGAGCCGCCAGAGAAGUCUGGGCUGGCUUAGUGGCGGCUGCACCGGCAAGCGAGCGAGAGGCAGAAGGAGCACCGAAGCCGCCAUGGCAAGCCCACCUGCCAACGCAGUGCCAGGGCUGGAGUCUGCGAUGGGAGGCAGGCAGGAUGCUCUGGCAGGGUGACUGUGCCCGCUCUGUGCCACAGGAGACUCCAGGCGUGGGAACCCCCUGACCAAGCCAAAACGAUCUGAGACAGGAGUCACCGGAGAGGCAACCCUCCAAGAACAGCCAAACUAAUUGGAGGAUCCGGAGCCAAAGUGGCAGGUGCCAUCUCAACUUGGCGUAUGGAGGCCCUGCUGCCUAUCCUCUCCAGGUACUUCCUUGAGAGGGCCUGCAUGGUCCUGUGGACACUCUGCUUCCAGCCCUACAGACUCCUGUCCUGACUUCCACCGCAGCCCUCACCAGCCUGCCCACUUUCCACCUCGAGGAUGUGCAACGUAUCUCUGAUGAGCUGCCACGUCGACUCAAAGAUCGACCACCUCUUCCCGCCAACACUCUACAUCAUCGUAAUCGCCGUUGGCCUCCCCACCAACUGCAUGGCCCUUUGGGCGGCCUACCUGCAGGUCAGGCAGAAAAACGAGCUGGGGGUCUACCUGAUGAACCUCUCCAUUGCGGACCUGCUCUACAUCGGCACCUUGCCCCUCUGGAUUGACUACUUUUUCCACUAUGACAACUGGAUCCACGGCCAGGAGUCCUGCAAGCUCUUUGGAUUCAUCUUCUACACCAACAUCUACGUUAGCAUUGCCUUCCUCUGCUGCAUCUCUGUGGACCGCUACCUGGCCGUGGCACACCCACUGCGCUUUGCCAAGUUCCGACGUGUCAAGACAGCCGUGGCGGUCAGUGUGGUGGUGUGGGCCAUUGAGAUUGGGGCCAACUCAGCACCGCUCUUCCACAACGAACUUUUCCAUGACCUCUACAACCACACCUUUUGCUUUGAGAAGUACCCCAUGGAGGAAUGGGUGGCCUGGAUGAACCUCUACCGGGUCUUCAUCGGCUUCCUCUUCCCGUGGGUGCUGAUGCUCUUUUCCUACCAUGGGAUCCUGCGGGCCGUGCGGGGAAAUAUUUCCACGGAGAAGGAGGAGAAGGCCAAGAUCAAGCGCCUCUCGCUCAGCCUGAUUGCCAUCCUCCUCAUCUGCUUUUAUAUUGCGCCGUACCACGUCAUCCUGCUAUCCCGCAGCACCGUCUACUUGAGCAAGCCCUGCGACUGCAGCUUCGAGGAGAAAGUGUUUGUGGCUUACCACACAUCGCUGGCCUUCACCAGCCUGAACUGCGUGGCUGACCCCAUCCUCUACUGCUUCGCCAAUGAGGGGGCCCGGAAUGAUGUGGCCAAAGCCCUGUCCACUAUGGUCCGCUUCCUCGCCAGCUCAAAGCCCAAGGAGAUGGCCAGCGCCUCACUCUCACUCGACACGCCUCUCUCCUCCCAGAAGGGCAGCUUCUGCCGGCAGUCCCUGCCGCUGUCCCUGUCCCCGUCACAGGCUGGACUGGGCAUGCAGGGCGAAGAGCUCCAAAUGAAGGUAUUGACUUUUAGCCGCUGAACUUUUCCCAACGAGGAGAUGGCAUAGCACCCUGCCAGGGCACAUAGCCUGUGUGCAUACAGUAUUGGAAAAAUAAAUUAUUAUUAUUAUUAUUAUUAUUAUUA